Molecule: messenger RNA, 622 nt
Organism: Phyllopteryx taeniolatus (common seadragon)
Lineage: Eukaryota; Metazoa; Chordata; Actinopteri; Syngnathiformes; Syngnathidae
Exons: 3
Coding region: 101-622 (173 amino acids)
Source: RefSeq, a predicted model, not a curated record
AUGAAGGAAGGGGCGAGAGAAAGGGAGGAGCUACCAGUUUCGCGACUUCCAGAGAGACGAGCGACAGGUACACUUCCAGGACAAACACUUGAAUGAGAGGAUGGCUUCCCAGCACUACCUGACAAUAUACAGAGAGCAGUUUGCCUCACCUGGCAAAGUGGAACGAAUGCAACUUCGACCAACUUCUGCCCACAGAAGAAACAACCCACAGCCUCAACCGGACUUUCUUUUCCCCCGCAGUCUUAAGACCCUGAACAAUCCAUCACACAAACCACUUAAACCUCCAACUUUCCCCCCUGUGGACGCUGGCCGUCAACCCUUCUCCCCUGUCACGCGACUGUCAUUCAAUAGCCCUGUUAGGGCUUUUCCUGUCAACUCUGUGAACACUGUGGGCUCAAGCAAAGCACAGCUCAUGCCAGCCAUAAACCCAUCUUCAGUUCAAGAGCUGCCCUCUGUUGAUCGGCAGCAGAAGCUAUCAUCUCCCACUGCCAGCUGUGUCCGGCUUCGCUCAUCUUUGAAGAUCUCACCAAGUGGGUGCUACAGCUGUUUCCAUGUGGUGAAGCCCUACCAAGCCAGUCACUAUGUCAUACACCCGCAGUUUGUGUCUGAAUGCCGCCAUUAG